Messenger RNA from Stylonychia lemnae, 1488 nucleotides. The record is from the annotation of a GenBank genome assembly. Lineage: Eukaryota; Ciliophora; Spirotrichea; Sporadotrichida; Oxytrichidae.
AUGAGCAUUUUUGAUAAAUAAAAAGAAGAAGUAAAUUUUAAUACCAAACGUAGUGAUGCAACUUACAGAUGCAAUUUAUAAGAAUUAGAUAGUGGAAAUUCUUCCUUUGAAGAUUCAGUAACCAAACUAAAAAAUAUGAAGGAAAAUUAUCGCUUAAAAUAAGACCAUAUUAGAAGAAAGUUGUUAGAUAGCAUAGUUGAAAAGGAAUAUUUUUCAGAUAUAGAUGGGGGCAGGACUGAAAAAUACAAACCAAUUUUAGAUUAAAAAGAAACUAGAAGGAUGAAAUUUUUAUCCUAAAAUAAAAUAUUAAGUAUACCACGAGAUAUAAAGCAGACUCAAGAAAAUUCGUAAUUAGAGAAGCUGGUAUUUAAGACCUAAAUAAAAUAAUUCCUUAAUCAGAAUCAAGAAUAGCCCAUGAUUUAAGCAUAAAACACAAUUCUUAUUUAAUAACGUGAGAAAUCAAUGUAAAAGAAAAAACAAGAUCUUGAAGAAGAAAAGUUUUAUUGCAAAAUUUGUUACAAAUCCUUUGAACAUGAUUCACAAUUACUAAGUUUAAAUUGUGGCCAUAUUUAUUGCAAAGAGUGCUUGGAAGAGAUGGUAUUGUAUGCCAUUGAUGUUUCUGGAGAAGUCAACAAAUUAAAAUGUCCUGAUUCUAAAUGUACAGCUGUUUUAUCAAGAAAUGUCAUUCAAAAUCUGACAAACUCUGAAAUGUUCUAAAAAUACCUUGGAUUCAUGUUGAACUAUGAGUUAACUUUAGACAAAAACAAAAAAUUCUGUCCAUCCCCUGAUUGUCACAACAUAUUAGAGAAAAAAGGGUUAGGCUUUUCCUCUAAGAUCAAAUGUAAUAAAUGUAAUAAUGACAUCUGUUUUGACUGUCAAGCUGUUUGGCACUAGGGUAAAUCUUGUAGAUAGUAUUAAAACAGUACUACUGUUGGUUGGAUUUUGAAAAAAGAUGCUUAAAAAUGUCCUAAAUGCAAAGUAUUGAUUGAAAAAAAUGAUGGAUGCAUACAUAUGAAGUGCUACAAAUGCUAACAUCAUUUUUGUUGGGGUUGUGGAUUUCCAGUGGGUCAUAUAAUUCAUAAUAAGGAUAUCUAAGAAACCUUAGUUUAUGGAAUCUGUAUUGGAAACAAAUACAAAUCAGUAAGCUUUAGGAAGCUUAUCUUAAUUUAUCUGCUACUAUCAUUUGGAGCCCAGUUUAUAUCCUUUUUUUUGAUUUUUAUUGGUGCUGCACUAUUUUGGAUUGUUGGGCCGUUUUAUGUUUUUAAAAGUAUCACAGAUGAUUUGAAAGGCCCAAUGAUUAAAACAAUAGCUAUCUAUCUGCUGAUUUUUACAUAUCCAGUUUGCAUUUGCUUGGGGAUGCUUAGUGGUGUCCUUUUUGGAGCUGUGUAUUUGGGAUUGGCAUUCUUACCUCUAAUGAUUUUUCAUUCUUAUUAUUUGAUAAACAUUAUACGCUGGUGGAAAUAAGGAAGAGCUUAUAAAGGUUUAUGA